AAAAUAAUCUCACAUGCAUCUCGACUCAAAAGAUUGCACAAUUUCACCAUCGCAACGCAACGACUAUUCCACUCUGAGAGUCAAUUUAUUCUCUUCUGAAAUGCGCUCACCACAUCUCGUCUUCCUCGUUGGAGUCCUCUUCUGCGCCGUCGUCAAUGGGCAACACCCCCAUUGUCCCGACGUCUACGGCCUCGCUACACAUCCCCACCCUGAAUUCUGCGAUAAGUUUUUCAAGUGUGAAAAUGGGACGCUCACCUUGGAAACGUGUGAAAAUGGGUUGCUUUUUGACGGGAAGAGUGGGGUGCAUAAUCACUGCGGGUACAAUUGGGGGGUGCAGUGUGGGGAGGGGAGGGUCAGUGACGUCCCCGCCAUCUCCACGCCGGGCUGCCUGUACCAGUUCGGGAUUUACCCCAAGGCCCCCGGGUGCCACAAGACGUACGUGAAGUGCGCCUUUGGGGUCCCCUACGAAACCCACUGCGAGGCCGGCCUGGCCUACGACGAGAAAACCCACUCCUGCAACUGGCCAGAUUUACUCCUCGAAAAUGGAUGCGAUCCGGAGGAAAUAAUCGGCUACCGCUGCCCUGACAAAGUGGAGCCCGGAACUCUCGCCUAUAAAUUCUGGCCGUACCCCCGUUUCGCCCUUCCGAACGACCCCCACCGCCUCAUCACGUGUGUCAACGGGUAUCCCAGGAUCGUCAACUGUGGGGACACGGCCCUCGUCAAUCCUGCCACGCUCACUUGUGAAGAGCAGGAGCAUUGAUUUUUUUAUUUCGAGUUUUUUUUACCGUUUCCAUGGAAUUUUUCCAUUUUAAAUUUUUUAUAAAAAUUAAUUUCCAUGGAAAUAAAUUGGCAAAAUUCAGCAAA
Folsomia candida is the source of this 864-nucleotide messenger RNA. RefSeq names its product protein obstructor-E. The transcript has 4 exons. Gene Ontology annotation, molecular function: chitin binding. Gene Ontology annotation, cellular component: extracellular region. The coding region runs from base 14 to 760 and encodes 248 amino acids. Lineage: Eukaryota; Metazoa; Arthropoda; Collembola; Entomobryomorpha; Isotomidae. The record is from RefSeq and is a predicted model, not a curated record.